UUAACGUGACGUCACGCAAAGUGACAUUCAGUACGUACUUCAAUACAAUUCAAUGCAAAGUUGAGAAGUAGGGCCGACGUCCCCGAGGGUAUUUUUUUUUCGAUAAUUGAAAGAGUUUUGAACGGCUACCGGAGAUUUUUUAUAAAAAUUUACACAGUGCAAAUAAGUACAAACGCGACGCGAAGACUGACGCAACGUGAUUGGCCGCUUUUGAGGCAUUUUAGAGCAAUUUUUGACAUCUGUCACCGGAGGGCGUAGACGGUAGGAAUUUCCACACACACCGGAAUCAUCGUUUCAACGACGACUUUUCCAACAAAAUAACCCGACCGGCCGGUUUUAAGUGCCUUCAAGAGACUCAAAUGAGCCGGACCUCGUAAAUUCACCCCCCAAGACAAGUGUUUUGAGCAGAGUGGUAACGGCGAUUUAAGAACGCCGUGUCCAGCAGGAGUAUCUUCUCCGAUGGCCACUCAACAUCAUACAGGUUAUAGGGCGCAGGGUUGGGCCGCGCCUCCGUUUUACCAGGCCCGUUACCCACCCCAAGGAAACCCACCUUAUUUGCAGAACUCGAACAGCGCCAACAAUUCCUACUCAUCGGCCAAUAAUACAACGUAUGCGAAUAAUCAGAGGGUUGCAACUUCCCCGAGCAACACCAGUAGCUCGAGUAGUCAUACAGGCAGCCAAAGUGGCACAGUCUCCAAUGUGAGCACGUCGAAUAUGCCCUCGACGUCUUCGAAUUCAAAUUCGGGCUCGGAGACCCUAUCAAAGACCAAUUUGUACAUAAGAGGAUUAUCGGCUAAUACAACUGAUAAAGAUUUGGAAAAUAUGUGUAAAAAGUUUGGAACGAUUAUUUCGACUAAAGCCAUUUUGGAUAAAAAUACUAACAAGUGUAAAGGUUAUGGUUUCGUAGAUUUUGAACACCCGACGUCAGCGGAGGGUGCCGUUAAGGCACUCACAGCGGCAAAUGUUCAGGCUCAAAUGGCCAAAGUGGGUAACAGCCCCCAUUAUAGACUGCCCACUCAGCAACAGGAACAAGAUCCUACGAACCUCUACAUCGCAAAUCUUCCGUUAAAUUAUAAAGAGAGCGACGUGGAUAAGUUACUUUGCCAGCAUGGUCAGGUGAUUUCGACGAGAAUUUUGCGCGAUUCAACGGGAACGUCGAAGGGAGUCGGGUUUGCUCGCAUGGAAACCCGCGAAAAAUGCGAACAAAUCAUCCAAAUGUAUAACGGGAUGAAGAUAUCCGGAUCGAAAGAGGGCUUGCUAGUCAAAUUCGCGGACGGCGGUAAUAAGAAAAAGAACGUUUACAAGAAUAACGAGAAUAACAAGUGGCGGGACGGCACCGAUUCUUGCAUACCAGCUGUUUCUUACGAUCCGAGCGCUUUGGCACAAAACGGUGUACCCGCAGCUCAUAUGGUGCCCACUAUUACCGGAUUUAGACCUUAUAGUCAAUAUUUUCAGGUUCAAAAUUAUCCAAUUCCCGCUGGGACCCAAUGGGUGCCUCCUUAUAUUAUGUCCGCAGCUCCGAUUGCCUCAAUGGAUGAUAGUUAUAAUAUUCCGAGUCAUAUGGGACCUUAUAAAAAUGAUGGUCAAGCUCCAAGGGGUAUUUCUGUUAUGAUGCCUUCCUCAGAGUAUAUGCCACAGCUUACUGCGCAAAUGGGUGCGGUUCAAUUAGGUUCAGGUUCGUACAUUUCUCAACCUUACCACCCCGCUUAUUAUCAACCGCAAUUUAUUUCGAUGCCGGUCGCUGACUCGGAACAUACUUCGAAUGCGGCAAGUCCCGAAGAUCCGUACCCAGCGGCGGCGUAUCAACAGCAACCCCAAAAAUAAAUUGAUGACAGUAUAAAAACCCACUUCCCGUCGACGACAGCUUAUAAAAAAAAAAUUAGGAACAUCACUGAUUUAUAUGGAACAAUAACGAGGAUAAGGAUGAGCCCCUGAUUUAGUUUUCGGCGUCCCAAAACAUUCCAUCCUAAAAGAAAAAAAAAUGCAAGAAAAAGAUUAAUCCUUUUAAAUGAUUUGAUUUGAGGGGCUCAUUAUUUUAAACCUUUUUUGAGGUUAGUUUAAAAAAAAAGGUUUCGGAAACUUUUUUCCCCUUAUACUUUUAAUUUAAAAGGUAGUUUGUUAGUUAGUUGUUAGUUGUAUUUAGAUUAUCGUAAAAGAAUUUAAUGGUAACUUUAAUUGCGCGGAAUCGAUGGUAAAAAAAAAUUAACUUGAUAACGAUUAAAUUAAAUUAAAACGUGAAAUAUAUACAAUUUUUGUUACUUCUCGAUUUAUUUGAUUUUAUAGAGAUUUUUUUAUUUCAAUCUUGUUUAUAUAUUUUUGUGUCUUUAAAGAACUAGUCGCUGAUUGUUUUUUUUUUUUUUUUUUUUU
Onthophagus taurus is the source of this 2367-nucleotide messenger RNA. RefSeq names its product RNA binding motif single stranded interacting protein alan shepard (gene shep). Gene Ontology annotation, molecular function: RNA binding. The record is from RefSeq and is a predicted model, not a curated record. Gene Ontology annotation, cellular component: ribonucleoprotein complex. NCBI's taxonomy places the organism in Eukaryota, Metazoa, Arthropoda, Insecta, Coleoptera, Scarabaeidae.